CGCUAUGCGCCCCGCCCCCUCCCAGCCCCGUUUCCGGUCUUGCUAAGGGGGGCGGGGGAGGGGUGACGGUCAGAGUCGAAUGGCUGCGCUCGGGCCUGCAGCGAUCCGGUCCCCUCGCUCUUGAGGAGGUUCUAUUGAUCUCUGAAGGUCGGGGCUUGAGCCCUGCUGGAUAGAAAAGCUGUCUUUUCACAGCCAUGCUAACUGCGGGAUGAAGCUAGAGGCUGUUGUUGAGCAGCUGCAGAAGCAGCAACAGCAGCAAGGUCCUCUGCAGAUGGAUUCCAGAGAGAGACAGCAGAAGCAAAUGAGAGAAGCCCAGCUGCUUUAUACUCAGCAGCUGGCAGCACAGCAGGCUGUUCUAGCAGCCACAUCUGGCAGGGCUUCGGGCAGCCAAGCACUUGGUCCUUUGGCCAAAGUUCCACCUGUAAUUGGGGCCACCCGAGCUUUUGAUCAGAGCAGUGUGACCUCAGAACCGGAAGAGGAUGAAGAAGAGGAUGAAGAGGAAGAGGGUUUGGAAGAUGGAGAUCUUGAGGAGGACACUGAAAUGACUGGGAAAGAUGUCUGUUCUACUUUGAAGUAUUUUCAUUCUCAAAAAGUUGCCCAUCACAGCCAAAGAGUGGCUUCUACUUCGAAUCCGCUUCCAGCCCCAGGACUUCAGCGGGGACAGCAGGAAAAGGAGGAGCAGGGUAAAGACACUACUAAACAAUCGUAUUCUGGUUCCCCAUCUGGGCGGCAGACCUGGAGAAUGGAUGAGCAGCUCAAACAGAAUGGAAGUCUGACUUGGAAUGAAGAAGCUGAUGGAGGCCGAGGAAGAGAAAUCUCUCGAGAUUUUGCCAAACUGUACGAACUGGAUAGUGACCCUGAACGGAAGGCGUUCCUGGAUGACCUCUUUGUCUUUAUGCAAAAGAGAGGAACUCCCAUCAAUCGGAUCCCCAUCAUGGCGAAGCAGAUCCUGGAUCUCUAUAUGCUCUACAAACUGGUGACUGAGAAGGGAGGGCUGGUGGAAAUCAUAAACAAGAAAAUAUGGCGGGAGAUCACCAAAGGCCUUAACCUGCCCACCUCCAUCACCAGUGCAGCGUUUACACUUCGGACCCAGUAUAUGAAAUACUUAUAUGCCUACGAAUGUGAGAAGAAGUCCCUAAGCUCUCCUGCCGAACUGCAGGCUGCGAUCGACGGCAACAGGCGGGAAGGCCGACGGCCCAGCUACAGCUCCUCCUUGUUCAGUUAUUCACCCACUGCCACGGGGCCUCCUUCCCUCCUGUCUCCUCCAAAGAUUCGCUUCCCGAUCAUUGGCCUGGCCCCAGGCAGUGGAACCAGCAACUCUCGUCUCUCUCCAGUGGCAGCUCUCAGGAAAGGCGAUGGCAUCCCCCUGACUGUGUCCAUGCCAAAUCGCAUUGCCAUGCCAGUAUCCUUGGCUAACCAGCAGGCAACUGUAGCAGCAAGAACAGCCACUCUGGAACAGCUGAGGGAGAGGCUGGAGGCUGGAGAGCCGCCGGAGAAGAAACUCUCGCGGAUGACAGAGGAGGAGCAGCGGCUUGUCCAGCAGGCACUUCAGCGCAACCUGUUCAGCAUGGCGCGGCAGAUCCCCAUGAAGAUCAAAAUCAAUGGCAGGGAAGAUAAACCAGAUGCCACGGCGGCAGCAGCAGCAGCAUUGCACUUGUCACCCAGCGGCGUUGGGAGUAUUAACAUGUCUGUGGAGAUUAACGGCACAAUCUAUGCUGGAGUACUGUUUGCCCAGAAGCCUGUCGUCCAUCUAAUUGCAGGAUCCAGCACCCAAAGCACCUGCAGUAGCAGUAGCAGCUCCCACUGCUCCCCUAGCCCGACCUCGUCCAGGGGCACCCCCAGCGCAGAGCCCUCAACCAGCUGGUCUCUCUGAUGGAUGGGGGAGCGGGCUCUCUCUCUCAUUGGCUUCAGGCAGCUCUGCCCUCUCCGUUCAAGGCAGAGAGCGAGCCAGGAAGGAGUCGCACAGAUUACCUCAUCUCAAGGAACCUGCUUUGCGGUUGGUCAGUGGCCAGAUGAUGAAACCUUCUGUGCUGGCGCAUUUGCAUUGCUUGUUUGUCCAGCCUUUUUUAUUGUUUUUUCAGGUUUGACUGUGUUCCUGCUGGGGGGUUGGGGUGAAGGGAAGGGGACACGGGGCAUUUUUCAAUCAGGGAUUAUCUCUAGGGGCUGUGGGUUUGCAGAUGACUGAGACAUCAUCAUGGCAGAUGGAAGGAGCAAGGAGAUAGUUAUGGGGAUGGGGGAAGGGUUUCUGUUCUCUAAUCAACAGAUGUGUGGACUUCCCUAUCAUAACACAGUGUUUUGACAAUCCUACCCCCAGAGGGACUUUGGUCUCCUUUCCCCUUAUAUUUGUUCCCUCUUGCGGUCACUUGCAGAGCAGUCGUGCAGGUUGAUAGCGAGCAAGUCUCAUCUAGUCCCCCAUUCUGUCUCCGCUGUGUUCAGCCUCCUGUUGCUGUCUCCUUUGUGUUAGAUUAGGCUGAAAGGCAAAUAGUCACUAAUGCUGGAUUAACAGGAGACUUGCAUGACUUCUUCCUCCUUUGGCAACUACCUCUCUAGGGUCCUGGCAGCGCACAGAGGACUCUCCCACCUCUGUAUCUGAUACACAGAGAUGGAGAAGGCCUUUUAGUCCAGCUAGUCAUCUCCCAUGGCCAGUGCAAGCCUGGACCCUACUGUUUUUUCCAGGCCUUUGCCCAGCCUAGUUUUAAAUGCCCCAAGCAGUGGCCCUUGCACUGCUUCCCUUGGGGGAGCAUUGGACAGGCUAAAUAAACUCACCACUGAAGCCUUUGUCCUGAUAGUCAUCCUGACAUUUCUUUUGCUUGAUGUCAUCCCUUUGCUCCUAGUUCUAGCCCCUUGGCCCUCGGUAGAACUGGGUUUGCACCAAAUGGUGAUUUCCUGCAGCGCUUCCUCUCCUGUAUGUUUCAUUAGCCUCUCCCUCCUGUACCCACACAGACAUGUUGGCUACAGGCCACUGUCACCCAAAGGAGAUACGAGGUGACACUGACAAUCUGCUGAGCCGGGUGUGUGUGUGGGUGUGUGUGUGUGUCUAUUCAUGUAAUACACGCUUUUCUCAGUUGGGCUCUUACCAGGUAUGUUGCCGCAUUAUCCGAAUAACAGCCAUCGUUCAUGAGGCUCACUUGGGCAAAAGGGACAGAAGAGCCGGACCUGGGACAGCUCCACAUGGGUGCAUCCCAGUUGAAUUGGCCUCUGGUUGUGGAGAGAGGGAAGAAAAUCUCCCCCUAUUCCCAGUAAAUUCCCAAUGGGUGGAGCUAGCGCUGCUUUAGGCCAUCAUUCCUCCUUUGUCAGCAAAGUUAGUUCCUUGGUUCUCUUUCAUAGACCGAGCUCUUUGCUGCUGCACUCCCCACACACAGGCCCCCGUGCUGUCCUCUCCCCUCCCGCAGCACAUAGGACUGCCCAGGCGAUGUUCUCACAGCCUGUGGAUCUGAGCCCUCCCACUCUUUGCCCUUGUGAUGUCUCUUCCAUCAUGCAGGCCUGAGUCAGGUUCUUUUGAGCAGAUGAAAUACCUCAGAUAUGGACUUGUUAUUGUGUUACCUCUUCAGGAAGUAUUGGCAUAUCUUAAAGCUUGUUUUUAUAUGUGUUUUGCUGACUUUGUUUUUAAUUUUUAUUUUUUAUUGUAGCACCAAAGACAACAAAGCUGAGUGAAGGAGCAUGUGGCUUCCCUGUCCUUAGCAUAGCCUGGAGACAGUUCCAGCACCAUUGACCCAGGAGCUGGGCAUGCAGACAGGGCGAUAGAGGAGGACAGAUGCAGUUAGAGAAGGAGUAAGAGGGCAGAUUUAUUUCUCAGGCUGGCUUGAGUUUCAGGAUUUCCCCUCAGUGUGAACAGUGAGGUGUCCCCAAAGGGGGACAAAUGGUCCCAAUGUUUGUUACAGAACUCUGUGAUCAACUACUGGGCUUAUCUUUAGCAAGUUUCCUUAGAACGGCUUUGAAGAUAACAAUCCUGUCUACACUACAAAUUUUGCUAGACCUCUUACAGCACGGCAGUUCCUGACAUGUUAAAGUACAGUUCACUCUUCUCGUGUGGGCAGGACCAGACACCUGAAUUGUGCAGCAGCUUUGGAUUUUACUGGUAGGAUUCGGUCACACACAUAAAAAUACACCUGAGUCCUGUUUAUACAAUGAGACCAAGCCACGUUGUGUGCUACUGUAUUGUACCCAAAUGGUGCAUUGUGGUAGUUUUUCAUGGAGCAGAUAGGACCUAAAUACUGGAAGGUGCUCUAGGUUCUGCUUUCACUUAUGUUGUAAAAGCCUGUGUUACCAAACUCUGCAACCAUCCCCAUAUUUAGGGGGUUGAAAUACAGUUUGGUAACACAAGUCUAACCCAGUUCUGCUCCCAGUGUCUACAGAAUCUAAGGGUUUCUCUUAGCAAUCAGCGUUGGGGGAUGGCCUAACAGUCACCCAGCCGUGUUAUCACUCAAUUGGCUCUUGCCUGUGUAGAUAGGACAGAACCAUUUUACCAGAUUGGUAUUACAGCCCUCUGAAGGCAAGGGACCUGAUUCUCCUCCUACUUAUGCAGGUGUAAAUUAGGAGUUAACUCAAUUGAAGCCAGUGUAAAACUAGUUUGAGAUGAGAAUCCAGCCCAGGGGCAACUGAACAACUUAGUGACGUUGUUAGAACACCCAACACCUCGAGGCAAGACCAAACUGUGCGUGAAGAGGUUUGAUAGACUAUAAUACUAGGAUAACUUACCUCAAGUCAGCUUGCCUGCACAACUGGACAUUAAGCCAUUGCACAUUUUCCCCUCUCUCUAGCCCAUAAGUGUCUCGGACACCUCCCCUUAGUCCUAAAGUGCGUUUAAGAGCUUAUAAACGGAUUCAAGGUUGUCUCUACUGAAAUUGUAAGGUACCACUUUGGGUGCCAGUCUGGGGUCAGGCUGCUGGAGCAAGCUCUGAACUGUGAAAAAGCACCUUCUGACGUCAACAGCAUUUAACCUCAGAGUGGGGGAAGCACGCUGGGCCUGAGCCAAAGCCCACUGAAGCUAAUAGGGAGUUUUUCCACUGACUUCAGUAGACUUUGGAUCAGGCCUAUUAUAAAAAAAUCGGAGGUAACUUUAUCACAAACUGUUUAAAAGAGUAUUUUCCCAAUGAUUGGUGGCUAACAAAUAAAUAACCCCAGUGUAACAAUUACUGCGGGCUGCUCCUAGAGGGAGGGUGUCCUAACUGGCUGGUGACAUGGUAAUUUCUCUCCUGGUGAAAUAUUCCAAGAGAACUGUGAUGCUCCAUCUUUAUAUCUACUGUGUAACAUAUUACUAGGAUGACCAGAUGUCCCGAUUUUAUAGACACAGUCCCAAUAUUUGGGGGGUUUUCUUAUGUAGGCUCCUAU
Messenger RNA from Gopherus evgoodei (Goodes thornscrub tortoise), 5331 nucleotides. It is a transcript of the gene ARID3B, whose product is annotated as AT-rich interaction domain 3B. NCBI's taxonomy places the organism in Eukaryota, Metazoa, Chordata, Testudines, Testudinidae. Bases 209 to 1873 code for a protein of 554 amino acids. Gene Ontology annotation, molecular function: DNA binding. The record is from RefSeq and is a predicted model, not a curated record. Gene Ontology annotation, cellular component: nucleus. The transcript has 9 exons. Gene Ontology annotation, biological process: regulation of transcription by RNA polymerase II.